This is a messenger RNA of Racocetra persica, 278 nucleotides long. Lineage: Eukaryota; Fungi; Glomeromycota; Glomeromycetes; Diversisporales; Gigasporaceae. The record is from the annotation of a GenBank genome assembly.
UAUCUAUGGUCGUCCAAACAGGAAACCGCCUUUCAGGCCUUAAAAGAAAAGCUCACCACGGCCCCCGUCUUGCCUACCCUAAUUUUUCACAAGAGUUUUUGCUUUUCACGGACGCUUCGGGAAUCGCUCUUGGCGCAAUUCUUUCACAGAGAGAUUUGCAAGAAAGAAAAAGAGAAUAUACCUUCACCGUCAUUCACUGUGCUAGAAAAUCUCAUUCUAACGCUGACAGUUUAUCCCGUAUUGCUGAAUCUUCUACUACAACACCUGCCGAUUUUUGA